CGUGACGGGUUUGUGGCCAGCUCGUCCCAUGAAGAAGGGGGAAAGGUGAGCCAACCCGAGCAGAUCCCAUCGUCCUUUCUCAGAUCGCGUCGACCCGCUGGAUCGCGCUAGUUACUCGGGUUACUCGCCGAAACUCCUAAAACAAAUCGUACCGGUCCCGAAACAAGAAUCAAGAGUCCCGAAGCGGGCCCUACCUUUUACCACCAGGUAUACGACCUCUCGAGGACUUCCAUUUGAAGGCCAAGGCAACCCCUGCGAGAGAACGUCGUCAUGUCUGGCGAGUCACGUGAAGCAGCUGACCAGAGUGGACCAGGUGACUUGAACACCGGGUCCAGGAGGCACUGGAUCUCCAUCCUCGUCGGGUUGAUCAGCACCCUUGGUCUCAUCUAUUUAUGGGAUACCGGAAUUCCCUUCUCGGCCGUUGCUCUCGUUGGAUUAUGUCUAAGUUUCCUGUUCACGUACCAAUUGAUGAAGGAACGAGAUCAAUUAACAUCUAAGCAGGCGGUUGUAAUAACUGGAUGCGAUUCUGGCUUAGGAUACAGCCUUGCUCUGUUCAUAAAAUCUCUCGGGGGCACGGUGAUUGCAAGUGUUCUUCAACAUGACGGACCAGGUGCAGAAGAACUGAGGAAAAAGGACAUCCAUGUUUUACCACUAGACAUUACUAACAAGGAGAGCGUUCAACGUUUCGGCGUGCAAGUCCGCGCUCUUAUCGAGCAGAACGAUUUAAGUUUAAGAGCGCUGGUUAAUAAUGCUGGAAUUAUGGUCUUUGGAGAGUUCGAGUGGCUGACGGAAGAGCAAAUCAGACACCAGGUGGAAGUGAAUUGUUUAGGCACCAUGAGAAUCACCAAAGAACUCAUUCCUCUGAUUAGAGCACAUAGUGGCAGACUUAUUAUCAUGGGCAGCCAUUGUAGCAGUCAACCCUUGCCUGGAGUCUCAAUCUAUGGAGCAACGAAAUCAGCCAUUGCCAGCUGGUUGAUUUCUCUCCGAGUAGAACUGAAGAAAUACGGGGUCGACACUGUUAACUUCGUUCCUGGCUCCUUUAUACAAGAGAGUAACAUUAUGGCCCAACAACCGAAGCACUUCGAUACCAUGAAGGCAGCAAUGACGAAGGAGGCCUGGUCCUUCUAUGGAAACUACUUCGAGAGGUACUCGCGAUAUCUGAUGUCCUUAUCACGAGAGGUGGGCCCACGAAAACUCGAGGAUGCCCACUUCUACAAGGUUUUCCAGGCAGCUCUUCUCGACAGAUACCCAUCGGCUACCUACGUAUGCGAACCCUGGACUUACACGAUCUACUACACUCUCUUCAAGAUCACACCGACACGAAUUCGGGAUCUCUUGGUAGAGCGGUUCGUUCAGCUCCCAAGUUGGUCCGAAAAGAAGUAAAACCAUCUCUUCGACUUUCUGCUCUUCGAAAUACGAAGAACUCAAGAUUCAGGGAUCGAAUUCGAUAUUGACCAAAGUUUGCGAUAUAUCACGUGCGUAUACGCAGGACUCGGUAAUGACACCGAAGAACCCAUCCGAUUCGGUCCUUCCUGAAACUUCGAGUCUCGCAGAAGUAUUUACGAAGAACGGUGUUACCAGAUAACAUUUUUUUUAAUUAUUUCCGAAAAUGGAAUUCCUUCCUCGAGAUCUCUCGCGGGAGACUUUGACGUGAUCAGACCUAUAUAUUAAUCCUUUUACCAUAGUAACCUUGAAAACGAAAUAAGCGUUUUAAAGUAGGGUAGGGCAUGACUUAAAUGGACGGAAUGAGUACAUUGAUUUUAGUACGAUUAAGAUGACAAUUUAAGAUCUGUUUUAAUGAGAGUCAAGGGAGAUAUUACGAAAUCGAAAUUAUAAAUGUACACUGACAUUUUCUAUUAUUACGCAGGAGUUGGAGAAUUUUUUUAGAUAAUAAGUUUUGAACUGAAUAAUAUUAAUAGGGCUCUUAAUGGUAAUGACAAUAAUAUUAAAUGACUUUAGGUUAAGAUUGCUUCGCUAAUGUAGGAACUUUAAGACUCGUCAUUCUUGAAACGUAUGCACCUACAUUGUGAGAAGGAAAUAAUUUUCCUCGUGUUUUCCACCAAGACCGGUAUAAUUUCGAAACUACCCUUCGAGCUACUGUUCGGAGAAACGGAAAAGAAACAUCCCUCCGGCUAUGGACCUCGUCGUUUGUUCCGUAGAUCGAAACUUUCUUCGAGAUCGUCAACAUGGGGUACGAGAUUGCCUCGUGCUGUACGGCUUCUAAGAGCGUGGAACUUAACUCUAAAGAUCAGAUACCGAACUAAACCGAUUAUCAGGAUCUCUUUUCAGGGAUCGUUGCACCUCGUUAACUCUUACAUAUCCGCGUUCACUUCCUUCUAUUAACUUAUCCUAUAUCCUCUAUAAUCUAAAUAGUUUAAGUGAUUUUAAUGGCAUUACAAUAUUACUCUUCAUUUAUGUCGCUUUCAUUUCACAUUGGUGCUACUGUAUCGCCGGUAUUGAAAAUAAUACCGAAUUAAUACAGGCGGUCUUGUCUUAAAAAAUACUAUGUGCAUUUAGUAACCGAAAAUAAAUGAUAAGUUGAUUCGU
Molecule: messenger RNA, 2547 nt
Organism: Orussus abietinus
Lineage: Eukaryota; Metazoa; Arthropoda; Insecta; Hymenoptera; Orussidae
Gene: sro
Product: estradiol 17-beta-dehydrogenase 2
Exons: 5
Coding region: 271-1383 (370 amino acids)
Molecular function (GO): oxidoreductase activity
Source: RefSeq, a predicted model, not a curated record